UGAGACGUGUCUGUUUGUGUGUGUGUGCAGGUUGCAAUGAAUUCUGGUGCUGUCUUUGCUAUGCCAGCUCCACCACAGGAGAGUUUGGAGAGAGUACCUAUCUGCCAUUAAUGGACAUCAUAGGCCCUGCAUUCAUGGCUGCUAUUGGGGUGCCCGUCAUUGUGCCACCUGCAAGUCUGUCCAUGCGGGUUGCUGGAAGCCUCUUUGAGGACAUCUUGGUGUCCUGCUUCUGUGCCUGUUGCUCAUGGUGUCAGAUGGCCAGGGAGAUCAAAGAGCACAAGAAGGGCUGCACUUUCACAACCACCCAGCCUGUGUCCAUCCAAGUGCAGCCUCCUACCAUGACCACUUCAAAUGUGUCCUACACAACCAAUCAACAGAGCUACACCAUGACCAGCCCACAGUCCCCCAACCAACAGGGCUACGUCAUAACCGGCCCACAGUCCCCCAACCAACAGAGCUACGUAAUGACCGGCCCACAGUCCCCACACCAACAGGGCUACGUCAUAACCGGCCCACAGCCCCCCAACCAACAGAGCUACGUCAUGACCGGCCCUCAGUCCCCCAAUCAACAGGGCUAUAUCAUGACCGGCCCACAGUCCCCACACCAACAGGGCUAUGUCAUGACCUACCCACAGUCCUCCAGCGGGGUUGAGAUGCCCCCUGAUAUGAUGGCAGGGCCCCCUGACAUGGUCGGAGUGGUCAUAUGAAGAUGGCAUCUGACCAACAUGCCAUUGCAGGCCUUUCUCAAAUGACGACUUCUGAUCCACCUGCCUAUAACCCUGCUGUUAUGAUGCUCCCUGAUAUGUCUAACCAUAUGGUGAACACCACUGUCUCCACCCAACCAUCCAAAUGCUGAGCUCUGCUGCUUCAUCUAAUCACUUUCUGAUAGCUUGCAUUGCUGUAAUGUUCACAAUCAAUGAAUUAAUUGGAUUGAUUAAAAUGUGUUUUUACAUGAUUUAUAGCCUGAGGUUUAUUUGAUGGUAAUGUCCACGGCUCAUUGUCUUGACAUGUAAUAAAGUCAUUUAUAUUGUG
Oncorhynchus tshawytscha (Chinook salmon) is the source of this 1032-nucleotide messenger RNA. Its product is annotated as kinesin-related protein 6. NCBI's taxonomy places the organism in Eukaryota, Metazoa, Chordata, Actinopteri, Salmoniformes, Salmonidae. The coding region runs from base 111 to 707 and encodes 198 amino acids. The record is from RefSeq and is a predicted model, not a curated record. The transcript has 2 exons.